UGCACCUUUAAGUGUGUUUUUCAUACUACAAAUGUAUUAACCAUGAUGUAUUGUGCCAGUGAUAGUAGAUGGCUUUUAUUUUUAAGGGGAGAAAUAAAAGGAAGCGUGUAGAGGAUACAUGGAGGGGGGAAGGCUGAAUAGGGUCUGUGUUUGUACAAGCUUGUAUUUAGAGCCCUGUAGAAGGAUUAAAGGAUCAGCCCCUGAUAAUUUCUCUCUCUUUCUCACUCCCCCUCCCUCCCUCUCUCAUCAUUUUGUCCAUUCUGCUAAAUAUCUGUAUCGUGUCUUUCUCUGAAGAGAUACUGACUUUGUAGUAAUGUGGGUAUCACAGUGUUUUUAAACUUCAGACGGUCAGCAUGUCCCUUUGCUCAGUCAUGGUCGCUUCUCGAAAGUCUUGUAAAUAAAUGACCGUAAAUGAAACCUUGCACUCGUCUUGUCUUGUCAGGCGCAGACAUUCUAUGCUCAUAGAGAUUGUAGAUUAGGGAUUAAUUGGAGACAGCGCGAGGUCCAUUUCCUUUUCUGUGGUGUCGGAUGCAGAUGCAUAGAUGGAAAAAGAGACACAAUUAAAAAUGUGUUUGAUUUAUUUUCUGGUCAUGCUGUGCUCUGUAGUCAUUAUCCAGUAAACGUACAGUGUUUUAGUUGGUUUGUGGAAGUUGCUUUGCGUGCAGGCUCAUGUCUUCAUGUGCGUGUUUCUGUCCACCCACUGCAACCCACGUCAGAAGCCCAGCUCCGAGAGUCAUCCGUGGGGUGGAAUUACAGCGUGGGGCCUCUACUCGCACAGCUCAAUUGUCUCUGCUUUGGAAGGGACGGAUUUAUUGGAUACCUGAGAGAGCAUUCUCUCCUUCCCCUGCACUCUCAGCAGCCUGCUUAGACACAGGCCUGCAUUAUCGAUGAGCCCUUGGCAGCCGCCGCACUCUCACAGCGCUCAUGUUACCCCCCAGUAGAUGCACACAUACAAGGUGAUUCUCAGAAUUCAGACAAACCACUGUGUUAGACCACGCCCCGCUCUUCGUCACUGGGCAGCCCAUGCACACGCACGGCACCAUGGGAAGCUCCCCUGAGGUGCUGUCAUGGACUUCCUGCCCCAGUCUGCUUGUGGGUAAGCUGAAAGAGGAGCUGAAGCUCACUGUGGUUGGGGACGCCAUGAAGAAAUCAAACUCCCAACCCCAGGCUCCACAGGCCCCUCCCUCUAAUUUACCUCCUCAAAUUAUCACAGACCUGGCUCCUCCGACGCACUUGCCCGUUCCCCUGCAGACGCUGCAGACUCCUGGCCAGGAUGAGGACUCCGUGCUGGGGGGCAUUACCCCGCAAAACAUAGCACUGAGUGUGGACUCUACACGGAGCGAGGGUGGGCACUUUGACAACAGUGUGCUCCAGCUGCAGGAGCAUGACCACGAAGAAGCUGGCUCUCCGGCUUCCUGUGAGCACUGUGGGCAUGGUACUGGGAUGGAGGAGCACAUGGGAGAAGGGGACUGUCCCUCGGACCACAGUGGCGAGGGGAGGCAGAGCCACCCACAGCACCCUGAUGACAUUAAGCUGCACUUCCAGAGAGCAGGACCUGGGUCCGGGGGCUUCUUAGAGGGGCUCUUCGGCUGUCUUCGGCCAGUCUGGAACAUCAUCGGGAAAACAUACUCAACAGAAUACAAGCUACAACAGCAAGACAUGUGGGAGGUACCGUUUGAGGAGAUUUCGGAGCUACAGUGGCUCGGCAGUGGAGCGCAAGGAGCGGUCUUCUUGGGUAAAUUCCGCUCUGAGGAGGUGGCAAUCAAGAAGGUGCGCGAGCAGAAGGAGACUGACAUUAAACACCUGCGAAAACUCAAGCAUCCCAACAUCAUCAGCUUUAAGGGAGUGUGCACUCAGGCUCCGUGCUACUGCAUCAUCAUGGAGUACUGUGCCCAGGGCCAGUUGUACGAGGUGCUGAGAGCAGGCAGGAAAGUGACUCCCAGGCUGUUGGUGGACUGGGCCUCAGGCAUCGCCAGCGGCAUGAACUACCUACACCUGCACAAGAUCAUCCACAGAGAUCUUAAGUCUCCUAAUGUUUUAGUCACCCACUGCGACACUGUGAAAAUCUCUGACUUUGGAACAUCCAAAGAGCUCAGUGACAAAAGUACAAAGAUGUCAUUUGCGGGUACGGUGGCCUGGAUGGCUCCGGAGGUGAUCCGAAAUGAGCCUGUGUCAGAGAAGGUGGACAUUUGGUCAUUUGGAGUUGUGUUGUGGGAACUGCUGACUGGUGAAAUUCCCUACAAAGACGUGGACUCCUCUGCCAUCAUUUGGGGUGUUGGCAGCAACAGUCUUCACCUUCCUGUCCCCUCCACCUGCCCAGAUGGUUUCAAAAUCCUCAUGAAACAAACAUGGCAAGGCAAGCCCAGAAACAGGCCUUCAUUUCGCCAGAUUCUCCUUCACCUGGAUAUUGCCUCCUCUGAUAUCCUCGGAGCUCCUCAGGAGACCUACUUCAAGUCUCAGGCAGAGUGGAGGGAGGAGGUGAAGAAACAUUUUGAGAAGAUCAAGAGUGAAGGCACCUGCAUCCACAGACUGGACGAGGAGCUGAUUCGACGCAGGAGGGAUGAACUCAGGCAUGCACUGGACAUCAGGGAGCACUAUGAGAGGAAACUGGAGAGAGCAAACAAUCUUUACAUGGAGCUCAGUGCCAUCAUGCUGCAGCUGGAGGUCCGGGAGAAAGAUCUAAUGAAGAGAGAGCAGGCUGUGGAGAAGAAAUAUCCCGGUAACUACAAGAGGCAAUUGGUGCGACCUAUCGUUAGGUCCAAUGCUGUAGAGAAGCUCAUCAAGAAGAAAGGAAGCAUUUCCCACAAACCUGGGAUGCCCAACACCAAAAGGCCAGACUUGCUUCGUUCUGAUGGCAUUUCCAGUGUUGACCCUCUCCCCUCCCCCUCACCACUGUCUGCCAGCCCAAAGGUCUCCACACCUCCUGGUAAAUCUCGCUACCGUAGCAAGCCUCGUCAUCGCCGCGCCAACAGCAAAGGAAGCCACACUGAGUUCCCUGGCGUGCUGAAACCUCUUGCUGGUGCUCCAGAAGACAGCCGCUCUCUCCAGGAGCAGCUGUUCCACCAUCACCACCACCACCACCACCUUCUACCAAAUCAGGGGCCCCUCCUUCCCUUGAAGGGCCGUGAGGAGGCUGUUGUCAACUGUGCCAACAACUUGCGCUACUUUGGCCCUGCAGCUGCCCUGCGUAGUCCUCAGACAGACCACCUGCAGCGCCUUGUUUCUGGCUCCAGUCCCGACCUCAUUUCCACUGCUGUGGAUGCGGACACUCGACAGCGGACUACAACCACCAGCUCCAAUCCUGUCCCGGGUGCUGCUGCUGGUUCUCUGUGCCCCUGCUGCCAGGCACACCCCUUCCCUGGAUGCCUACAUUGUCAGGAGACCCCACCUGCACCCAACAACCCAGAGCUACCCCACUACUCGCUGCUCGGCACCCAAAAAGGAACCCAGGCUUCCUUAGUUGUGCCCAGUGAAGAUCCAGCCUCGAAGGCUACAAAGAAGCUGGAGCCACAGGAGGCGUCCCAACACACGCACACCCUGCCCACUGCACUGCCACACAUUCUAAGACCUCUCAGGAAGGGUGGUGAUGAGUCAUCCGAAGAGGAGGAAGGAGAGGUGGAUAGUGAAGUGGAGUUUCCAAGGAGACCGAGACCUCAUCGUUGUAUGAGCAGCUUUCAGUCCUACUCCACCUUCAGCUCUGAGAACCUGUCGGUGUCUGAUGGGGAGGAGGGAAAUACGAGCGACCACUCCCACAGUGGGCCCCUGGAACGGAUGAGUGCCAGUCAAGAAGAGCACCUGGACGAGCUGCUGUCACACACACCAGACAUCCCCAUCGACAUCUCCACCCAGUCAGACGGCCUCUCUGACAAGGAGUGCGCUGUCCGCAGGGUCAAGACCCAGAUCUCUUUGGGAAAACUGUGCUCGGAUGAACAUAGUUAUGAGAAUCCGCUUCAGUUUGGAGACUCCGACUGUGAUACGUCAGAAGCCGAGUGCUCCGAUGCCACUAUCAGAAAUAACAAAGUGGGGCCUCCGUCUUCGUGGUGAAACCAGCCCGAGGACACAGUUGUGUUUUUGCCUGGAGGUCAUUGUGUCCCGCUCUGCGCCGCAGAAAAUACAGCAAUAAGAGGAUGACUUUGUAAACAUAGCUCACUAUAGCAAUUCUCCAUGCAAUCUCUCCCAGAGCCUUCCCGACCCUUCCCCUUCAUGAGCCUCACCUGCCCUCAUCUUUGGCACAGCAUUCAGGCAACCCAUGGCAGGGAUUCCCUUUUGAAAGAUAAUGUACAGUAGAUAGUGUAACACUCAUAAUUUAUUUUUGUCAGAGUUCUGAAGGAAAAUUCAAUGUUCUCUGAUCUGAACAGAGACAAAAAAAAAUAACUUUUCAAAACUGACCACGGGCUAUCUGUGUGUUGGACGGAGGCUGAGGAUGACGAUGCAAGUUGUGAUGAAGUAGAGGAUUAUGUAUUAAAGUGCUGAUCCAUCUGAGGAUGACAGCUGUGGGAAAGACGCAUCAUUGUUACUGUUGGUCUCUCAGGCGAGUGACGCAUUCGGAGAGUGUCACUUCAUUUGAUCUGGCCGCAGUCGCUCUCAGCAUUUGACUAUUUUACAAGCCCUCUCUUUGUCCACAGUUUGGCCAGUCUGCUUUCUCAUGACUUUACAGUGUAGAGCCUCAGCUCCCCUUCUCAUUUCUCCACUUCCAUCCUGUCCCCCAACAAGGAACAGGAAGCUCAUGGAAACAGUGUGAAAAACACCAGCAUGAAACAACCUGCCUCACAAGUGGACUCUCUCUCUCUCUCUCUCUCUCUCGCUCUGUCUCUCUCUCCCCAAAACCACCAAUGGUGUGUAGUCAUCAGGAUUUCUCCAAGCAUGUCUGUGCAGUUUGCAAAAGCUUCCUGAAGACUGCAUGAAGUGGACAACCAAGCAGAGCAACAGGGAUGAAGACUCGUGUGACAGCUGAUGAAAAAUCAAAGAGUUUUUUUUUUUUCCUUUCUGACCCUGCUUAUCCUUUUAUGACAUGCCAUCAUCAUCACCCAUCAGAUAUAAUGACCUAAGCUACUGAGGGACUUCAGUGUGUGUGUGGGUGUGUGCGUGCGCGCACACGUCCGUGUGCUCACAAAGCCUUUUUCUCUCCAUUAGACAUUACAGUUUCAAGUCUCAUCUCAGGAUUGUUUCGAGAACUGUGAGAAACUGGACUGGACCAAUUAUUGUAUGUGGGAAUGUUGUUCUUCGAGCGGCACAUAUUAUGGACCACACAGGAAUAUUAAAAACGGUCUUACAGAUAGCCUUGAUGUUCAACCCUUUAUCGCUGGACAUUGACGUUAUAUGAACAUGUAGAGUGCUCUAAGUGCGUUUCAGGUGCAGUAUCCCCUUUCUUGAAAUCAAAAGGUGCAACAUCUCACACGUACCAUUUUCUAGCAAGAUAAUUUAAACUGUCUGAUCUAUAAUGUCCAAAAAACUGUUUCCUGUGCUGUGCUGAAUGAAACGGCAAUAACAUAGGUUGGCACUCAGGUGAGAAAGUAGUUGCUUGCUCAGGUUUCCGGGGCUACAGGUGCUGGCUACAACACGGUGACUGGUGGGAGCAGCAAAGGUCAAACUAUUUAUUUGAAAUGCAGUGUCUUUAAAUUGGCCCAAUUUCUGUGAAGCCACAAGGCUUGGUGCUCAGGCUUAACGUUGAUGAUAAAGAGCGGAAGCAGUGCACCAACAGCCACUAGAUGGCGACACUUACAAUGACCAAGUUUGCCUUGUGAUAUGUAAAUACCUAGGCUUCAUUUUCUACCCUAUGUAAUGUAUUCCACGUUUCCUUUGACCAUCCUAAUCCCAGGAUUUCAUCAAUAUUACUUGUUUUUGUCCAGUUGUCUUUGAAGAGGGGAUACUGCAUCUGUGAGAGCUUUAUUUUAAUCCUUGUCGGCGUGUUUGUCCUUCAUCAUAAUGAUUUAGCAGUUAAAAAUAGCCAGCCAGGGUUGAAUUUAUAUAAUGAUGUCAAGAAUGCUCAAGUGUUUGCAGACAGCUGAGAUUCUGCAUAAGGAAUAAAAGCCAGAGACAAGGCCACAGAGCAAGUGAGCUGCUCUUGGUUUUCAACAACCUCAUCUCAGUGUUAGUGUAUAUAAUCAUCCGUAAAUGUAAUGUGACCUGUUUUUGACCUCUCUCUGUAGUGAAUGCACAGCUCUGACAGAGGCCUGAGCUUCUGUCACUGAGUAGUUCAAAAUGAGCAGGAAAUUCUUGAAUCGGUUUCACAUCAGUAUUGAACACUGCAGGAGGAUGUGAGCUGCACAAACUGAAUCUAAAACUGAAGUGAGGUAUAAAUUACCUUUUGUGGAGUUUUGUAAAGGCUUCGUCCUGAUAGUGGGAACAGCUGCUGCCUUUCCUCAAGCCUCCUUAACCUUCUUCAUUCUGUUGAUGUUGAAGUGAAAUAACCUAGUGUAUUGUAAUGGCUGGGUGAUCUGAUCAAGCUGUUGAUAACCUUGUGUUCCUGACAUAAUAUAUCCUGUGAAGUAUGAUUGCUGUAAAGGUUUAAUUUAAUUUUUUUUUGUAGCUGGCCUACAUGACUAUUGGAUUAAUUUAUUAUCGAUGAAUGUUAAGGUGCAUUUUUAAUUUCAGGCAGCUUUAGAAAUGUUUUGACCUAUGAUUUCUCCUUAAAAGUAUUAUUUAAAGGAAGCACAAUGAAUCGGUAUGGGAAGAUAAAAGUAUUUUUUAUGUGAGAACAAAAGCAUUUUCAUAUCACUGAAGGGGACCAUUCAUCAUUUAGACCAUCACUGCAGAUGUGAAGUAUUGUAUUGCAGACUUUACAUCACUAAUUAGUUACACCAAGUGUUCCUCAGUCAUUUUUUUUUUUUUUUUUUUUAAACUCAACAUAGGUUUAUUAUAUGGAAUCGUUUCUGUUUCCAACCAAGAACCAGUCAAGUGACUUUCACAGCAGGGUAAAUAAGACUCAAAACCUGAAGGCACGUGCAGUGCCGAUAUCUGUACCUCUGCAGUGAUCCCUUCCUCUUGUUUUUAAUCAAAAUACCACUAACUUACAUUCAGUGCAAUUGUCUCUUAAGGUAGACAUAAGGUUGCCUCAUUCAAUGUAUCAAGCACCGGUUUCUUUGUUACUAUUGUUUCUAACUCCCUGUCCUGUUGAAUGGCAUUACGAUCAACCAAUCCUGUAAUUAUUCCUGUAUUAGCCAGUGUACAGUGCAAUGGGUAUCUGGGAGAAUAAAAUCAGAGCAAACAACUGCAUGGAAUAAAUGCUGAUGUACUGUACCCAGAA
Molecule: messenger RNA, 7246 nt
Organism: Solea solea (common sole)
Lineage: Eukaryota; Metazoa; Chordata; Actinopteri; Pleuronectiformes; Soleidae
Gene: map3k13
Product: mitogen-activated protein kinase kinase kinase 13
Exons: 14
Coding region: 1024-4044 (1006 amino acids)
Biological process (GO): protein autophosphorylation; JNK cascade
Molecular function (GO): JUN kinase kinase kinase activity; ATP binding
Source: RefSeq, a predicted model, not a curated record